AUGUCGGGCGAACACUCCUUCAUGGCAAACGCAGCGCCCACGGCGCCGCCGCCGCUGGCUGCACAACCCAGUAUUGGGACUCCCGAACGAGGCGAUAGUGACGACCGUUCCCCCGGCAGUGCCUCAGUCGAACCGCGUGAGCGCUCCACUGUAUACAAUACCGAAGAUGGCACUCCCUCCACCACCGUAUCACCCGCCUAUGCCGCCCAGCAGGCGACUCACAACGGCACCUAUGUGCAAUUCAUGAAACCCAAGUUUGCGCGCGCGCCGAUUAAAGAAGCCGGACGAGUCGCCUACCUGGGCGAGUCCUCGAAUUUGUCACUGCUUGUACAUGAUCGCUAUGGGACGACCGACGUUGUUCACUACCCACUGCCCGAGAACGUGCGAGGGGCAAAAGCGCGAGUCAAUGAGAUGGACAACAUGGAGAUUGAGAUUCUGCACCAGCGGGGCGCCUUCCUACUUCCCCCACGCUCCCUGUGCGAUGAAUUGGUAGAAGCCUACUUCAGAUGGGUCGCCCCAGUCGUGCCAGUCAUCAACCGGAGCCGUUUCAUGCGCCAGUACCGUGACCCGAAGAAUCCCCCGUCGCUGCUUCUGCUGCAGGCCAUUCUCCUCGCAGGCUCACGUGUCUGCACCAAUGCCCAAUUGAUGGACUCUAGCGGCUCAACUACGCCCGCAGCCAUGACCUUUUACAAGCGUGCAAAGGCACUCUAUGAUGCCAAUUUUGAAGAUGAUCGUGUGACUAUAGUACAGGCACUCAUCUUGAUGGGCUGGUACUGGGAGGGGCCUGAAGAUGUUACCAAGAAUGUCUUCUACUGGACACGAGUUGCCAUUGUCGUGGCCCAAGGCUCGGGCAUGCACCGCAGCGUCGAGGGGUCACAGUUGUCACGCUCGGACAAGCGACUGUGGAAGCGAAUCUGGUGGACACUGUAUAGCCGCGACCGGUCAGUGGCAGUCGCACUCGGCAGACCAGUAGCCAUUGAUCCCGAGGACUCCGACGUGGAGAUGGUAUCGGAAGAUGACUUCAUCGACGACGAGACAGACCACGCUGCCGAAUACCCACCGGAUCCGGUUCAUGUUCAGUUCUUCAUCAACUACGUCAAGCUCAGCGAAAUCAUGGGCUUGGUCCUAUCACAACAAUACUCGGUGGCGUCAAAACAUCGUAGAGCGAACGCUAUAGAUCUCACUCACAGUGACAUGGCUCUCGCAGAUUGGCUGCAACACUGCCCUCCAGAAGUGCAGUGGGAGCGAAAUCGGCACCACUUCUGGGCUGCCUUGCUACACUCUAAUUACUACACCACAUUGUGCCUUCUUCAUCGAGCGCAUAUGCCGCCAGCAGGCUCGCCAAAAGCCACUAAUUUGGACGGCUUCGGCGAAGAGCAUGCCUAUCCAUCACGGAACAUAGCUUACCAAGCGGCCGCCAUGAUUACCUCGAUCAUCGAGAAUCUCCGAGCCCACGAUGAGAUACGCUAUACCCCAGCCUUCAUCGUCUACAGCUUGUUCUCGGCUCUCAUUAUGCACGUCUACCAAAUGAAGUCAUCGAACAAGUCCAUCGUCUCAGCAACAGAGCAGCGGCUGCAGAUCUGCUUGGAUGCUCUCAAGGAGGUCUCCAAAGUCUGGCUUGUCGCAAAGAUGGUCCACACGCUGUUUGAAUCCAUUCUUGGCAACAAGCAUCUGGAAGAGCGUCUGCAGAAGGCCGCAGGCAGGAAUCACAAGAAGAACAAGGUCCCUUCGGUUCCACCGCCACCACCGCCAAAGCCCGCUCAGGAGUCUACUAAGCGGAAGUUUGAUGACAUGGAUUUGGGAUUCCCAGUACCCAGUGGACCUCCCGCAGCUCAGGUGUCAUACGAGCGCUCUAGGCCGCAGACUCCAGCAGUCACCCCCUCGCGUGAUCUACAACCACAGCCCCCUAUGCCCCAGAUGACGACAGGAUCUCCACAAAUGAACCGUCAAAACCACGACGCCUUCAUGGGGCCUUCUCGGUCAGGAACACGCCCUACAACACCUUUUAACCCAUCAUACUCGUACCCAGGAACACCGCCAGAUCUAUUCUUGGUUACUCGCGACACACCCAACAUCAGCCAAGAAGUAUGGCAGAAUUUCCAGCCUGACCAACUCUUCCCAGCCGACACACAGGUCAACUUUCCGCAAAUGUCUCCGAUGCAAAAUCAUAGCCUUGUAGACCCCGCUUUAAGCCAGCCCCAGAACAUGCCCAUGCCCCAGCAGCCAUCGCAGCCACCGGCCCCAGGUGGUCAACAGCAGAUGCCGGGCCAGCCAUCGAACGCAGGUCUGUCGGGAAACUAUGAACACAAUAACACCCAGGCCUGGCAACAGCAAAUGGAGAUGAUGUCACAGAAUCAACAGCAGCAUGGUGCGCAGGAUGAUGCAUGGAGUAGCAGUUCCGGUGGCCGGCAUAAUCCUAUCGUGCCUAUGAGCUUGAAUGUGGAUGACUGGUUCAACUUUUUCGGCAUCAAUGGUGAAGCCGAUAUGUCGCACUUAUUCCAGCAAGGACCUUCCUGA
Molecule: messenger RNA, 2517 nt
Organism: Pyrenophora tritici-repentis Pt-1C-BFP
Lineage: Eukaryota; Fungi; Ascomycota; Dothideomycetes; Pleosporales; Pleosporaceae
Source: RefSeq, a predicted model, not a curated record